Messenger RNA from Spirodela intermedia, 5441 nucleotides. The record is from the annotation of a GenBank genome assembly. NCBI's taxonomy places the organism in Eukaryota, Viridiplantae, Streptophyta, Magnoliopsida, Alismatales, Araceae.
AUGGCCCUCCUGAAGACCCCUUCCCGCCCCAUCCUCUCUAAACCAUCCUCCCCCGUCUUCUCCCACCCCCCAAAGCGGCGCCCAGCGCUCCACUCCGUCAAGCACCACCAACACCACCCCCACUUCCUCCGCCGCAGCCAUCUGCCCCUCUCCUAUGCCCCACUCUCCAAGAACGCUUCUUUCUCCCCCCGCGCCGCCGCCGAGGAUGGCGGCGCCGCCGUGGGAAAGCCCGGGAAGAGGACGGACAUCAAGAAGAUUAUGAUUCUCGGAGCCGGCCCCAUCGUCAUCGGCCAGGCCUGCGAGUUCGACUACUCCGGCACGCAGGCCUGCAAGGCCCUCAAAGACGAGGGCUACGAGGUGGUGCUCGUGAACUCCAACCCCGCCACCAUCAUGACCGACCCGGACAUGGCCCACAGGACCUACGUGGCCCCCAUGACCUCGGAGCUCGUGGAGCAGGUCCUCGAGAAGGAGCGCCCCGAUGCCCUCCUCCCCACCAUGGGCGGCCAGACCGCCCUCAACCUCGCCGUGGCCCUCGCAGAGAGCGGCGCCCUCGAGCGCUACGGCGUGGAGCUCAUCGGAGCGAAGCUCGACGCCAUCAAGAAGGCCGAAGACCGGGAACUCUUCAAGGAGGCCAUGCGGAACAUCGGGAUAAAGACUCCGCCUUCGGGGAUCGGCAACACCAUGGAGGAGUGCGCCACCAUUGCCGAGUCCAUUGGGGAGUUUCCGCUCAUCAUCCGGCCGGCGUUCACUCUCGGAGGAACCGGCGGGGGCAUUGCCUACAACAAGGAGGAGUUCGAAGCCAUCUGCAAGUCUGGGCUGGCAGCGAGUUUAACUUCGCAGGUGCUGGUGGAGAAGUCGCUGCUCGGGUGGAAGGAGUUCGAGCUGGAGGUCAUGAGGGAUCUUGCAGAUAAUGUGGUAAUCAUCUGCUCCAUCGAGAACAUCGAUCCCAUGGGGGUCCACACCGGUGAUUCCAUCACUGUGGCGCCUGCUCAGACGCUGACGGACAAGGAGUACCAGCGGCUGAGAGACUAUUCUGUGGCUAUUAUCCGGGAGAUUGGGGUCGAAUGUGGUGGGUCCAACGUGCAAUUCGCGGUCAACCCUGUGGAUGGGGAGGUCAUGGUGAUCGAGAUGAACCCCAGAGUCUCGAGGUCCUCGGCCCUGGCGUCCAAGGCCACCGGGUUCCCUAUUGCCAAGAUGGCCGCGAAGCUCUCUGUUGGUUACACCUUGGAUCAAAUUCCAAAUGACAUUACGAAGAAAACCCCUGCUAGUUUUGAGCCCUCGAUUGAUUAUGUUGUGACAAAGGUAAGCUUCAAUCUUUGACUUUCUUUUUCCGUCCAAUUUAUUUGCUCUGAUUAUCGUUGAUCAGUUUUUCCUCUUCCGAAUGCGAUGCCAAGUGGGUGACAUUUUGUCUUCAUUUCGAUCUUGCCCAGUGCAAAUUUUUUUGUUCAUCAUUUGACAAUUACAUCUGAGCUCUGUUUAUCAAUGAUGCACCCCGGCCCACAUAAUAUCUGACAUAAUAAGUUUACUGUGCAUGAUCCUAAUUAUGUUAAUGAGAAAUGCCUGUGGAAUUAAUCUUCUAUCCUUACUAAUUUCCAAAUAUUGAUAUUUUCGUGUGGGUAUUUUUCGGAGUUUAUUAAUUUGAGUGAGCUCCCGGAUUAUGAUUCUUGAAUCAUUUCCUGCUACUUGGGGGAUGAAAGACAGUGGUUUUAUAAUUUUAUGAUGCCCAGGCUUCAUUACAAUGUAGAUUUUCCCUGCUGCUGCAUCAUCAAUAGAUCUCCAUGUCCAUGGCCUUGUAACACGCUUCAAUCAGAGGAUUGUUCUUGAUAAUAGCGGCUAUUAUUUCUUGUAACUUCAGGCUUUUUUCUCAUUCUCAUGUCAAGGAAAGCAUUAUUCAUUUUCUGUGCACUAAAAUGACAGUUUUCUUGGGAUGAGAAUCAGAUCAGAAAGUGCCUUCCCUUACUGAGAACUGGGAGUAAUUUGUCUGGUGUAGUUAAGGAAAAGUAGGCCUCCGCAACCUAGUGUUCUUUCAUGAAAGAGAGAUCCUAGAACAGAUAUGGGUCAAUUCAAUGGACAUUGCAAAAUCACAGCAAUAAUGGUGGCAAAUAAACCAAAGAAUAUUGUGAAGCCUAGGCAAGUAUCAUGUACUGUUAUGUGACAUCCCAGGAGGCCAGUCUCGAUCAGAAACUAGGAAGCAGAAAAUCUAUGUCGCUGCAGCUGUUUUUUGAAAGAUCAUAGUCAUAGUAGUGGGAUUCAAUAUGGGUUAUCUCUUUAUUCCCUCAGGUGAUGAUUCAAUGUCUAAAUUCCCUGCUGCAUGAUCUGAUUUUACUGCAGAGAUCCUCACGGUAUCUAAUUGGAUCAGACCCAAACUAUUUUCUUGGUAUAUAUCGUUGUUUCCUAUAGGCUGCCUUGUCACAAUUAGUCUGAUGUUCUUGUGCCCUGUAAAAGGAGCCUUCCCUCCUUGCUUUUCUAUUCCAGUCACCAAAAUUGACGCAUGAAGAAGCCCUUCCCCUCAAUAACGAUCAUGAUAAUAGACAGAGUUGUCAAGAAUAUUAUGCACUUUUUUAUGAACUGUGCGCCGAUUUUCCCCACCCGGCUUGAUAGAAUCGAGUUCUUGCUAAUGUCAUUUAUUUUUAUUUAUCCUCAUUUUUUUCAUUUCUAUCGGGUUUUUUCCAAAGAAAUUACUUCUGCUAAGACUGGUUGCACAUCAUGUGCGAUCUUUUUUUGUCAUUUGCUGCAAUUAAUUAAACCCAUUAAACCUCAGUUAGUUUCUUUUUUAUAUAUUUCCUCGAUCUUUAUUUUUUAGUAGAUUUGGUACAUAAACUACAUAUUUUUAUACCGCAUAAACUUAUCACAUGCAUAUUUUUCUUAGUAUUCGUCGUAUUUGCAAGCAAUCUUUCUUCACCUUUUUUUAUCGGCACUCAAUGUGUGCAGAUUCCGCGCUUUGCAUUCGAAAAAUUCCCUGGUUCGCAGCCAGUAUUGACCACACAAAUGAAAUCAGUGGGCGAAGCAAUGGCAAUGGGUCGGACUUUCCAAGAAUCCUUCCAGAAAGCUGUCCGGUCUUUGGAGUACGGCUUCUCCGGUUGGGGCUGUGGAAGGAUAAAAGAGCUCGAUUGGGACUGGGAUCAGCUGAAGUACAGCCUCCGUGUUCCAAACCCAGAUCGUAUCCACGCGAUCUAUGCAGCAAUAAAGAGAGGGAUGAAGGUGGAGGAAAUCCACGAGCUCAGUUUCAUCGACAAGUGGUUUCUUUCACAGCUUAAGGAGCUGGUUGAUGUUGAGCAGUUCCUCCUCUCUACGGCUCUACCAGAGUUGUCAAGGGAUGACUUUUAUGAGAUAAAAAGGAGGGGAUUCAGCGAUAAGCAGGUUGCAUAUGCGACCAAGUCCACUGAGUAUGAAGUGCGGGCUAAGAGGUUGUCUCUGGGGGUGGUUCCUGCUUACAAGAGGGUGGAUACCUGUGCUGCAGAGUUCGAGGCAAACACGCCGUAUAUGUACUCAUCCUAUGACCUUGAAUGUGAGUCAUCCCCGAAUCAAAGGAAGAAAGUUCUGAUCUUGGGAGGUGGACCCAACCGCAUCGGUCAAGGCAUCGAGUUUGACUAUUGUUGCUGCCAUGCUUCAUUUGCCCUCCAAGAGGUUUGUCGUUUCGAUCAUUAUCAUUAUUAUUAUUAUUAUUAUUAUUAUUAUUAUUAUUAUUAUUAUUAUUUUCAUUUUUAUUUCGGUACCAAAGUUGAUAUUGCAACCCUGUUUCAAAGUAUGCUUGCCCAAUCAGGAAUUUUUCUUCUCUUUUAAUGAAAUUAGUCAUUUUUUCUAUAUAUCACUAACUAUUUCGCAUAACCAUCACUUUUUUUUCUUUCUUUCGCAUUAUUUAUGCCUCUCGUUUUAAAAAAAAUAAAUGGUUACAGGCUGGAUAUGAGACAAUUAUGAUGAACUCGAACCCAGAAACAGUCUCCACAGAUUAUGAUACCAGUGACCGCCUCUACUUUGAGCCACUGACAGUCGAGGACGUGUUGAAUGUGAUCGAUAUGGAACGACCGGAUGGCAUAAUCGUCCAGUUUGGGGGUCAGACUCCGCUCAAGCUCGCACUCCCCAUACAGAAUUACUUGGAGAAGCAGCAGCUCCCAUCUGCUUCUGGUGCAGGGCGAGUCCGAAUAUGGGGCACCUCCCCUGACUCCAUUGAUGCAGCUGAGGAUCGAGAGAGAUUCAACGCCAUUCUCGUCGAGUUGGGGAUUGAGCAACCAAGAGGUGGAAUUGCCAAGAGCGAAGCCGAUGCCCUGUCGAUCGCCUCAGAGAUCGGCUACCCAGUUGUUGUGCGACCUUCAUAUGUCUUGGGCGGGAGAGCCAUGGAGAUCGUAUAUGGCGACGACAAGCUGGUCACCUACCUGGAGAACGCUGUCGAGGUUGACCCCGAGCGGCCGGUGCUGGUCGACAAGUACCUCUCCGAUGCAGUGGAAAUUGACGUGGACUCGCUGGCCGAUUCAUACGGGAAUGUGGUGAUUGGUGGGAUCAUGGAGCACAUCGAGCAAGCAGGAGUGCACUCUGGGGACUCGGCCUGCUCUUUGCCCACCAAGACGGUGCCCAUCAAGUGUUUGGAGAUCAUCCGGUCGUGGACAUCGACCCUGGCAAAGCGGCUCAAAGUUUGUGGUCUCAUGAACUGCCAGUACGCCAUCACGGCCUCCGGCAGCGUCUUCCUCCUCGAGGCAAAUCCCCGGGCCUCACGGACGGUGCCGUUUGUGUCGAAGGCCAUCGGCCACCCACUGGCGAAGUAUGCCUCCCUGGUCAUGUCCGGUAAGUCCCUGCAAGACAUCGGGUUCACGAGCGAGGUGGUGCCGCUGCAUGUAUCCGUGAAGGAGGCGGUGCUGCCGUUUGACAAGUUCCAGGGCAGCGACGUGCUCCUCGGGCCGGAGAUGCGCAGCACCGGCGAGGUCAUGGGCAUCGACUUUGACUUCUCGAUGGCCUUCGCCAAGGCCCAGAUCGCCGCCGGGCAGAAGCUACCCCUCCGCGGCACGGCGUUUAUCAGCUUGAAUGAUCUGACCAAGCCCCACCUCGCUGCCAUUGCUCGUGGUUUCCAAGAGCUCGGGUUCCAGAUCGUAGCAACCUCCGGCACUGCUCGGGUGCUCGAACUCGAAGCCGUACCGGUGGAGCGGGUGCUGAAGAUGCAUGAGGGUCGGCCCCAUGCCGGGGACAUGAUUGCCAAUGGGCAGAUCCAGGUGAUGGUCAUCACGAGCUCUGGUGAUGCCCUUGAUCAGAUUGAUGGGCGGCAGCUGAGGAGGAUGGCGCUCGCCUACAAGGUGCCGAUCAUCACCACUGUGGCAGGCGCCCUGGCGAGCAUAGAGGCUAUUAGAUGCCUGAAGCAGAGUUCCAUGAAGAUGCUGGCUUUGCAAGACUUCUUCACCACCCCUGCUGAUACCAAGAACUUGCAGACUGCCGCCUCUUCAACCACCAUUUAA